This is a messenger RNA of Penicillium canariense, 342 nucleotides long. RefSeq lists its product as uncharacterized. Lineage: Eukaryota; Fungi; Ascomycota; Eurotiomycetes; Eurotiales; Aspergillaceae. Bases 1 to 342 code for a protein of 113 amino acids. The record is from RefSeq and is a predicted model, not a curated record. The transcript has 2 exons.
AUGGCGGGCCUGCGAGCUCCAUCGACCAAUCAGACCCCAAUCAGACCCCAAUCAGACCCCAAUCUGCCCCCCAAUUCAACUCGUGUGCACCUGACUUUCCCGACGGGAAACUCCCAAAGCUCCCUCCACUCGGCCGACAUCGCCCGUUCCCCGGACUCUCAAGCUUCUCAGCAUCGACGUGCGAACCGGCGCACUGAAGGCGGUCGUGGGCCCCGAAACACUCGGGAUGCGCCGCAUACCGAGUCCCCUCGCCGCACGACCGGCGGACUGCCAUCCGGGCAGGGCUGCAAUCUCUCGCCCGGAUCGCAGCACGGUCUUAUAGUUUUCUCGCUCGAGUCGUGA